Molecule: messenger RNA, 2329 nt
Organism: Alosa alosa (allis shad)
Lineage: Eukaryota; Metazoa; Chordata; Actinopteri; Clupeiformes; Clupeidae
Exons: 6
Coding region: 56-2212 (718 amino acids)
Source: RefSeq, a predicted model, not a curated record
UAGAAAUAAAUGUAAUGUUGGAGUCAGAAGUGGCAUUAAUUAAUGACUUCCAUGGAUGGUGCGCCUGAGGAUGUCUUCCCCAACAGCUUCCAAUUCAGCACAUACUGAAAUCCAAUGGACUCAAGAUCAGCCAGAGGACUCAGGUGGGAAAAUUAAGGGCUGUGCAAGUAUGAAAAGGAAGACAACGAAGAGAGUAGAGGCUGGCCCGAGUGGGAGAACAGAGGACGAACGGACCCUUGACUCCUCUUCCUCAGUGCAACUGGCUGACAGGGAUUUCAUCAUCAGUGUGUUGCUGAGCCUGUCCCAAGAGCAAUUCCAGUGUCUUUGGGAUGCCAUGGCAAAUAAUGUGCCCGUGUCUAAGCUGGCAUGGACUUUGUCAUCGUGGGUGAAGCAAUCUGCGAGGCAAGUGCUUCCUCAAGCGAUGAUGGAAGUCAAAACAAUUUGGGCUACUCUUCCGGUCUCCAUGGGUGCCUCACUUGAAUCCUCUUGCCCCGACAGAGUAAGGAUGAAUCUUCAGGCCUUGCAGGCCCAAGCACCAGGUGUCUCCACUUUUGCAUCCAAAUGCCUUCCUGAGCAGCCGGAGGUGUUGAACCAGGAGGAGUGCUGCCAUUCCAGUAGGGCUGCGCUCACUGAUGGGGACAGAAACAGCAUGGGUGACUCCUGCUGCUCAAUGCCUAUUGGUGCAACUCCACUGGUCUCUCCGACCAGACUCUGUAGGUUAAAUGUAGCUGGGGAAUUUCUGUGGAAUGCUGAUGUUUCAGAGCAUUUGCUGAAAACCAGGGGAGAGUUGUCUAAUGGUCUGUGCUCUGUCAGUGUUGGGCACAGCUCUGGCAUUACCCCUGGAGGUUAUACAGGUCAUAAGUUGCAAGAGGUUCGCCAGCUGGGGGCCCCUGCCAAAAUGUCUUCAUACACCUCCUCUGGUGGCCUUGUCUGUGGGAGUCUACAGUUUGACAUUUCCUCCAUUGGAUCCAACAUGUCUUCUGCUAUGGAUGCUCUGAAGAGCACCAUGGAAAGGAUGGUUCUCUGUGUGGAUAAUGCCAGAGCUUCUCAGGAGAGGCUUGAGACCCUCUUCGCAAGUGGACUACUCCGACCCUUCAUCCAAGACCUGGUGGAUCAGCUCCGGGAGGUCAUCUCCUUUGGGAAAACCUCAGCUCCCUCCCAUAUUGAGAGAUCGACAUCUGACCCUGCCGUUUCACUGUCUAGAUGGGCCAACAAGAGUCAAAGGAGACUCACAACGGAUAGAAGUGUAGAGAUCACUUGGGUCUACAUACAGAAGGUUGUUCGAACUUUACUGCGGGAGUUACUGAUCACCCUACACAUGCCUCGGGCUGAGAAUGAGAAAAGUACCUGCUCCUCCAGGACUUACCAGAGGCCCUCUGAGAAGGUGUGCACUGAGGUGGUGGAAGUUUUCACCGAGGCACUGUUGCGGCAGGUAAUGACAUUGUUACCCAAUAGACAGACAACUUGCUUAUCCCCUUCACCAUCAAAAGCACCCUUGCAGUCCCACUCCAGCCUGGCCAGUGACAUUACCCAUAUCUCACUUGUGCCACCACCACACACAUCAGGCCUAAACUUCCAAGGAGACGACUACCGGUGCCUGGUCACAAUCCUGGUGGUGAAACUGCUGCUGAACAUCCACCAGACAGAAGAGUAUGACCGUUUUGUAAGCAUUCCAAAACUCUCUCAGAUGCUAGCCAACAGGGUGCUGUUUGAAUUCUGUGCCAUGUCUGGCCUCUCCAAAAGUGAACCUUAUCCUCCCACACUGCCAAUUCAGAAGGUCUAUCGGGACGUCUACAGGAAGCUGCUGGCCGAGUUUGGCACCAAGGGAGAACUUCAGAGGGCUGUUUUUUCUCAGCGAGUCUCUUUCAGCAAGAGCCUGGUCAACCUGCUCUGUGAAGAGCUACUGAUGCAGUGUCGAAAAGAGAAGGUGGCAAGCCUCUCAAAUCCAAACAAGAAAGUGAUGAAUGCAGCAAACCUUCCUAAAACUACAUUACAGAAAGAUCAAGACAGAAAGAUCUCUACCAAAGUCUCUUCAUUCUUCAAGGAGAGGCGGUCCUCAAAGAAGUUUUUCCGCAGGACCAACCAAGUGACACCACAUGGUGGUGGGGCCCAUCAGACAUCGAGAGCAUCUGUUGAUUACUGCAAUGGCGGCUCAAGCUCCCUCUCAUUCAUACAGACAACUCCGGUUCAGGAGACAGGUCCCUCACCCUAACCACUUCUGUGGACGAAACAACGGUCAACGAAACAACUCUCUGAUCUUUGUAUCCAUCAUAGCCUUUUUUUCAGUAAGAUUUGGUUAAAAAACUUGCAUUUUAUUUUAUCUAUAAAA